This is a messenger RNA of Eimeria necatrix, 1464 nucleotides long. Its product is annotated as PST-A protein, related, related. Lineage: Eukaryota; Apicomplexa; Conoidasida; Eucoccidiorida; Eimeriidae. The record is from RefSeq and is a predicted model, not a curated record. The transcript has a single exon. Bases 1 to 1464 code for a protein of 487 amino acids.
AUGGCUGCCCCGAGCACGGCCAGUUCAUUAACUCUUUGGGGCUCGCGCUGCACUACUACAUCUGGUACCCCCCCUGCAGCAGACGCUGCAGCAGCAGCAGCAGCAGCAGCAGCAGCGGGCGCAGCGCCCGCUGCUGCUGCAGCAGAUGCUGCAGCAGAUGCAGCAGCAGAGACAGGAGAGACUCAAGAGGCAAGGGAAGCAACUGCAGCAAAAGAAGCAAACGGAGUGCAAGAAUUAGAAGCAGCAAAAGAAUUAAAAGCAGCAGCAGCAGCAGCAGCAGCAGAAGAUGUUGUGGGGUCUCCUUUGCCGCUGCCUUUCUUUCUUGUGGGGUCUUCUUUGGGGGGCUGGACUGCAGCAAGAUUUAUGCAGCUUGCUGCUGACGAAGCAGCAAUUAAGGAGGCGCUGCCGCACUUUGCUGCUGCAGUCAGCGCCAGGGCUGCUGCUGCUGCUGCAGCAGCAGCAGCAGCAGCAGCAGCAGCAGCAAAAGGCGCUGCAGCAGCGGAACGAGGCGCUGCCGCCGCGGAACAAGGAGCUGCCGCCGCGGAACAAGGCGCCGCAGGCGCAGAACCAGCAGCAGCAGCAGCAGCAGCAGCAGGAGCAGCAGCAGCAGCAGCAGCAGCAGGAAGUUUGGGAGAGUUGAUGCGGGAGUGGCUUUGUGUCUCGGGAUUAAUUCUUUUGUCUCCAAUGCUGGACGUGGAGCUGUCGAAGCAAAGCUUGAGGUGGACGUACACCCGGUGGCUGCUGCAGCAGCUGUCGCGCUUCGCGCCGCAGCUGCCGCUGCCCAGCAGCAGCAGCAGCAGCAGCAGCAGCAGCAGCAAGUUCGCUGCGGAGCAGCAGCAGCGCGCAGCAGACCCGCUGUACGUACACUGCAGCCCCACGGCGCGCGCCGCGCUGCAGCUGCUCUCGCAAGCUGAGGUGUCUGUACACCCCGCGCAAACCGCCAAAGUCACCCCACACUUCUGUGGGGCCCUUUUGUUAGUCCAUAAUGCUUUGGACUUGCAGUGUGGCAUUAAAGGUUCUUUUGCUUUUUUCAAGUUGCUGCAGCAAAUCCCAGACAGGACUUUCCUCGCCCUCAACGCAGUGCCCCCUGCAGCAGCAGCAGCAGCAGCAGCAGCAGCAGCAGCAGCGGGGGAAGCAGCAGCAGCGGGGGAAGCUGCAGCAGCAGCAGGCGCGCAGCCGCCGCAGAGCAGCAGCAGCAGCAACACCAGCAGCAGCAGCACCACCUGCAGCAGCACCGCCAGCAGCACCAGCAGCAGCAGCAGCAGCAGCAGCAGCAGCAGCAGCAGCAGCAGCAGCAGCAGCAAGUUUUUCCGGGAAAUGGUGUCUGAGGAGCUGCAGCAGCAGCUGCAGCAGCUCGCAGACGUCUCGCUGGCCGGGCUGGAUGUACACCACAGCUUCGCCAACGAAGUCGACGGCCACAAAGUUCUCAUCAGAGUCGCCCAGUGGAUUCUCCAACGCGCCUAG